Molecule: messenger RNA, 1185 nt
Organism: Penicillium canariense
Lineage: Eukaryota; Fungi; Ascomycota; Eurotiomycetes; Eurotiales; Aspergillaceae
Product: fasciclin domain-containing protein
Exons: 1
Coding region: 1-1185 (394 amino acids)
Biological process (GO): macroautophagy
Cellular component (GO): fungal-type vacuole membrane
Source: RefSeq, a predicted model, not a curated record
AUGACGACUGUAUCCGAUCAUAAGCACUGGCUACUUGCAACAGCCUCAACAGAAGAUAGACUCGAGCACCUCCAACAUCAAUAUACCGGAUAUUGCCAUGCACUCGUGCCAUUCCUCGCCGAUGCGAAGAAAAACCCCGUAACACUCUAUGACUUCCUCUCGACGAAACCGACCACAUCUAAGUUCAUUCAACUCAUUGAUCAAUGUCCCCAGAUCAAGGAACUGUUGCAGAACUCAAACUUCUCAUCCACUGUGUGGGCCCCGAGUGAUACUGCCUUCCAAAAAUUGGGGAAAAAGCUGCCAGAGGAAAAUGUUCUCACUUUUCUCCAGGCGCAUAUUUCGCCGAGGUUCCUGCCUAUAUAUUUCCUCCUGACAGCUCCAACUAUGGACCUUUUACUCCUCCCUGGCCAAUUAAAUGGCGCCCAGAGAGUAACAGUUCGCCCUUCACUCACCGGACUUGGAGUAAACUCCAAUGCGACCGUGAUCGCGCCCGACAAUCUGACGACAAACGGUCUGGUCCAUAUAAUUGAUCAGGUCCUCCUUCCUCGGCCAGCAAUAUACUCUCUUAUCGCUGUUCUGCCGCCGCAUGACUUUGAUUUAUUCCAGACAGCAGUGCAACAGUCUAAAGCAGCUCAGGCUAUUCUCCAUGAUCAGUCACGUCGCGGUGGAGUCGUUUUCAUUCCCACAAACCAAGCCUUCCGCAAGCUACCAGAAGACGUCCAGACAUUCCUCUUCAGUGACCAAGGAGCUACCUCGCUCCAGGCCCUCUUACUUUAUCAUAUCGUUAUCAAUCGGACUUUAUAUUCGAAUCGUUUCUACGACAUAGAUUCUCCACCAGAGCACUUUAUACAGACACCAGAAGCCACGCCUGAUCAUACAAUUCCUACUCCAGAGACCCAGGCAGAUUCUAUGUGGCGGGUUCUCAAGGGUACUCGUCGCUUCUCUCUCUCUACUUGCCUAGCAGCUCAGCCGUUAGUGGUUACUGUGACACGACAUGGAGGAUUGAUCUCGAUGCGGGUGAACGAGAUUGCAAAUAUAAUAGUGCAGGAUGGUUUGUCCAGUGAUGGAGUGUGUCAUAUCGUGGAUUCGGUUUUGUUUCCACCCCCACAGAAUGAGGGAGAUACAAAUAACGAGAGGGCUCUGUCAGUUGAGGAUGUUAUCUCGAGGCUGGUCCAACUUUUGUAA